AUGAUCAUCCUGAGUACCAUCAUCUGCUUCAGUAUCUUUUUUUUCAGUCUUCAGGCCAGGGUGUCAUUUGGGGACAAGCAGGCUGGUUUAACCUUUUUCAUCCAGAAACCUGUUGCGUCGGCCGUUACUAGAUACAGAAACAAAAUAAAGCGUGUGCUCGGUGUUUUGGAAACCAUUCUUCAAGACAAGGAAUACCUUGUUGCUAGCAAGUGUACCAUUGCCGACUUGUCAUUUGUAAACUGGAACGUUUUCCUACCAUUUCUCUUUGCGGGAGGUAAAUUCAAAUUCAAGAAAGAUAUGCCACAGUUGGAAUUUGAGAAAGAAUUCCCUAAUACGUACGCGUGA
This is a messenger RNA of Schizosaccharomyces osmophilus, 345 nucleotides long. RefSeq names its product glutathione S-transferase Gst2-like. NCBI's taxonomy places the organism in Eukaryota, Fungi, Ascomycota, Schizosaccharomycetes, Schizosaccharomycetales, Schizosaccharomycetaceae. Bases 1 to 345 code for a protein of 114 amino acids. The record is from RefSeq and is a predicted model, not a curated record. The transcript has a single exon.